Messenger RNA from Cercospora beticola, 915 nucleotides. RefSeq names its product SNAP receptor USE1 (gene USE1). Gene Ontology annotation, biological process: retrograde vesicle-mediated transport, Golgi to endoplasmic reticulum. The record is from RefSeq and is a predicted model, not a curated record. Gene Ontology annotation, cellular component: endoplasmic reticulum; SNARE complex. Gene Ontology annotation, molecular function: SNAP receptor activity. Lineage: Eukaryota; Fungi; Ascomycota; Dothideomycetes; Mycosphaerellales; Mycosphaerellaceae.
AUUUUGCAACCGACACUCCAAUACACUGUGACCAUGGCCUCUCCCAUAGCUCUCAAUCGCCUUCUUCAACGCCUCGACAAAUCUCUCACCGACCCUUGUCUGCGAUACUCCCAAUACGAACGUAAUCGCGUAGCAGCCAACAUCGAACACGCUCGCGCCGUGCUCCUCACUCUCGAAAAGCAGACCUCUACAAUUCGAGUUCAAACUCAACGACAAGCCAUACAAGCCGAUCUGCAAGCAAAACGAGACUGGAUCAAAAAGCUAAAUACACAACUCCUAGAACUAAGCGCCGCAAAUGGAGACAGCGAAGAUGAUGAGGAGUUCGACGAUGAAGAAGACGACGACGCUAGCAAAGUCGAACGAGAAGACAUCCUGAACAAAUACGCGCCGGCAGUACAGACAGAAUCAGGGCUAGAGACAGGCACAACACAGGAGCCUCGAAUAGACGAGCAACAGCAGCAGGAACUUCGAUCUCGAAGACCGGAGCCCACAUUACAAGCAGGCGACAACCGAUCUGCAGCUUCAACGACCUCGCGAGAGCAACUUUUUGGUGGAAGACAGCAGCAAAAGGACGAAAAGGGCAACUUGCAGAAAACAGAAGCGAUGAUGUCGCAUAAUGCUACAGAACAAGAGGCCUUGACGCAAGGGUUACUAGGACUGGCGAGAGCGCUGAAGGAAAGCUCGCAGCAGUUUGGGGCAUCACUAGAAUCGGAAAAGGAUGUGCUGAGGAGGGCUGAAGGCGGACUGGAUAGGAAUGCGCAAGGCAUGGAAGCGGCGGAGAGGAGGAUGGGAAUGCUAAGGAGGAUGAGUGAAGGGCAAGGGUGGUGGGGACGGAUCAAGCUGUAUGCUUUCAUAUUCGGCCUCUGGGUGGCUUGUUUCCUGGUCGUCUUUCUUCUACCCAAGUUCAGGAUCUGA